Molecule: messenger RNA, 1548 nt
Organism: Cynara cardunculus var. scolymus (artichoke)
Lineage: Eukaryota; Viridiplantae; Streptophyta; Magnoliopsida; Asterales; Asteraceae
Product: NADH dehydrogenase [ubiquinone] 1 alpha subcomplex subunit 9, mitochondrial
Exons: 13
Coding region: 88-1278 (396 amino acids)
Cellular component (GO): mitochondrion
Molecular function (GO): protein-containing complex binding
Source: RefSeq, a predicted model, not a curated record
UUUUUAUACACACAGGCGCAAGUUAGAACAGCCCUCUGGGUUUUUUCAUCGUAUCACAAAAUCUCUCCCCUCUUUGGAUUGGGAACGAUGCAGACGAUUUCGAGGAGAUUAGCUCGUGAAUCCGUUUACUGUCGGCCGGCGAUUUACUCGCUUUACCCUACUUCCGAUCAGUAUUAUGGUGCUUAUGAUCGGCGAUACGCUUCUACGCUUGCCACCAAAGGUGUGGGGCAUUUGGUCCGAAAGGGUACUGGUGGAAGAUCAUCCGUUAGUGGCAUAGUUGCUACAGUAUUUGGAGCUACCGGUUUCCUUGGGCGUUACUUGGUGCAAGAGCUUGCUAAAAUGGGUUCUCAAGUGCUGGUACCUUUUAGAGGUUCUGAGGAUUCACCUCGUCAUCUCAAACUGAUGGGUGAUUUGGGACAGAUUGUUCCCAUGAAAUAUAAUCCAAGAGAUGAAAACUCAAUUAAGGCGGUCAUGGCCAAGGCAAAUGUUGUUAUCAAUCUCAUAGGAAGGGAAUAUGAAACUAGAAAUUAUAGCUUCGAGGAAGUGAACCAUCACAUGGCUGCACAACUUGCAAAGAUAUCCAAAGAACAUGGUGGAAUUAUGAGAUUUAUACAAGUUUCUUGUUUAGGAGCCUCUCAAUCAUCUCCAUCCAAAAUGCUCCAAGCUAAAGCUGCUGCGGAGAAAUCCAUCUUAAGUGAACUGCCUGAGGCCACAAUACUGAGACCGGCAGUGAUGGUUGGUACAGAAGAUCGUAUCCUGAAUCCAUGGGCUCACUUUACAAAGAAAUAUAACUUUCUUCCGCUUGUCGGCGGUGGAGCUACCAAGAUUCAACCUGUAUAUGUUGCUGAUGUUGCUUCUGCAGUUGUUGCGGCUUUGAAAGAUGAUGGUAGCAGUAUGGGAAAACUAUAUGAACUUGGUGGACCAGAUGUUUAUACGCUGCAUCAAUUGGCUGAACUUAUGUACGAAAUGAUUCGAGAAUGGCCUCAUUAUGUUAACGUUCCUUUCCCUAUUGCUAAGGCAAUCUCAAGUCCUCGAGAACUAUUGCUGAAUAAAGUUCCUUUCCCAUUGCCAACACCAAGCAUCUUCAAUCUGGAUGUAAUUAAUGCUCUUUCCUCAGAUACAAUCGUCUCAGAAGAUGCUCUAACGUUCAAUGAUCUUGGCAUCGUGCCACAUAAGGUGAAGGGAUACCCUAUUGAGUUUCUUAUCCAGUAUCGCAAGGGUGGUCCCAAUUAUGGUUCUACAGUCAGCGAACGAGUGACUCCAGAAUCGUAUCCUUGAGUUUCUUGGAUCUUUAAAUCAGUAAAAAAUUGGUGCAAGAUCCAACUGGUAGCUCGGAUAGAGGUUUCCAGGUGCAUUUUCUUUUCCCCAAGACCAAUUAGGGAGGAAUAAAAAAGGUUUCAACUCUUUUUUUCUUGAACAAUGGCAUGAUGAUUUGUAUAAUUCCGAUUUCCGAAUCUUAUUUUUCUCCAUUUUCGUGUUAAAUUUAGAAAYACGGAAUUUGUUUCGGCUUCUCAGCCUUGAGAAUAACAUACAUGUUUUUUGAAGACU